Pleuronectes platessa (European plaice) is the source of this 3020-nucleotide messenger RNA. Its product is annotated as MOB-like protein phocein. Gene Ontology annotation, cellular component: cytoplasm; mitochondrial matrix. The transcript is spliced from 9 exons. Lineage: Eukaryota; Metazoa; Chordata; Actinopteri; Pleuronectiformes; Pleuronectidae. Gene Ontology annotation, molecular function: metal ion binding; ATP binding; protein-folding chaperone binding. The record is from RefSeq and is a predicted model, not a curated record. Bases 136 to 915 code for a protein of 259 amino acids.
CACUGCGCAUGCGCGCUCUAGAAUCUUCCUCCUCACGUGUGGACGUGAACCGGUUCAGUCUGACGAUCCACGCUCCUGACGGACCCGACAGCAGCUCCACGCAGAACCUCGACCCACGAAAACCUCCAGACAAACAUGGCCUUCAGAAAAUUCCUUCCCUUGUUCGACCGGGUGCUGGUGGAGCGCCUCAUUGCAGACACCGUGACGAAGGGCGGCAUCCUGCUGCCGGAGAAGUCUCAAGGCAAAGUGCUGCAGGCCACCGUCGUGGCCAUCGGACCUGGAGCUGUCAACCCGGACUUCUACAACUGGCCGGAUGAAUCAUUCGAGGAGAUGGACAGCACGCUCGCUGUCCAACAGUACAUUCAGCAGAACAUUAGAUCAGAUUGCUCCAAUAUCGACAAAAUCCUGGAACCUCCGGAGGGUCAGGAUGAGGGGGUGUGGAAGUAUGAACACCUCAGGCAGUUUUGUCUGGAGCUCAAUGGACUAGCUGUAAAACUGCAGAGCGAGUGCCACCCAGACACCUGCACCCAGAUGACAGCCACAGAGCAGUGGAUCUUUUUAUGUGCGGCCCACAAGACACCCAAAGAGUGCCCUGCCAUUGAUUACACCAGGCACACGCUGGACGGAGCUGCCUGUCUUCUCAAUAGCAACAAAUACUUCCCCAGCAGGGUGAGCAUCAAAGAGUCAUCGGUGGCUAAACUCGGCUCCGUCUGUCGUCGCAUCUAUAGGAUAUUCUCUCAUGCCUACUUCCACCACCGCCAGAUAUUUGACAAGUAUGAGAACGAGACGUUCCUGUGUCACCGGUUCACACGCUUCGUCAUGAAGUACAACCUGAUGUCCAAGGACAACCUGAUCGUGCCCAUCCUGGAGGAGGAGGUGCAGAACACGUCAUCAGCCGGGGAGAGCGAGGCCUGAGAGGCAGCUGCUGCCACAAGGGAGACGUGUGAAAACAAUAUCUACACAUUACAGAGGAGACGCAUUCACACACAGACACACACAUGAAUAUAUAUGUAUACACAUUAGACACACUACAGUGUAUUAAGGCUCCUGUCCAGUAACACUGUUCAUGUCCCUCCUCCCCUGUGUCUAUCUCAGAGGAGGUGAAGUUAAAGAGCGAGAGCAGAGUCACUCCUGCAGGACGACACCUUUUCUGUUUCCCUCCUUGUUCCUUCAGAUUCAGGCCGUGUCUCUGGAAACACCUCCGCUCUAACUCCUCCCCUUUUACUUUAUUCUUCUUUAAGCAGCUGGAUUUGCAAAAAAAAAAAAAAAAAACUACGUAAAACCAUGGUGACCUGUAUUGUUGACGAAGGCACACACACUGACAGCCCCCCCUCCCCUGUAUAUAAGCCGCGCCCCUUUCUCUUAAUCCACUGUCAUCAUUUCUGAUGGUGCUUCACUGUCUGCUUCUGUUCUGUUUGCUUGUGUUGCCUACCAGCCUGUGUUCGGGGGUGUCCCAUGAGACGGAUCUCUAAAUUAGCCGGCUCACAUAAUAAUGCUGUUCGGACACUUUGUAGGGGCGUGGCUCGUGAACAAAGAGAACCUGUGUCUCUCUCUCUCUCUCUUUAGCUUCGUAGGUGUACCAGCAGUCAGGUAUUCUGUCUCCUCGCUCUCGGAGUGUGUAGGAGGCUGUUGGCUAACUUCUGAUCCUGCUUUGUGACGUGCCCCCCCCCCCCCCCCCCCCCGUUUAAUCCUGUGUGAAAUGUGCCUGAUGCUCCGCCUCCCCCGACUCGACGCUGCUGUUCCUACCGAUCUAAACAUUCGACCAGUAAAGGCCACGAGGAAGUUCUGACUAUCGGCAACAUUUAAGUAUCUGAGCACAACCUCCCGUCUUCUACCCCCUCCCUCGUUAAGUUAUUUUGUGGGAGGAGUCUUGUCAGUCCAACCCACUUUUUUUUUUUUUAACGGACUAAACAAUUUUGUUACUGUUGACAUUUACAUGAUGUCUGUUAAUAAAAAAUACCUAUUAUUCAGACUGAUGUUUUUUAUAUUACUGAGGUUACAUCCACACUAUUUACAAACAUUUGUGUGAAUGUAAGGAAACAAACUGACGUGAAACUAAAGUUAAACUUGAAAAAUAAAAGAAGCUAAAUGUACAAAGUCAACAUUAAUACUGACAUUUAUUAAACCUGAUGAUGACUACAUCAUAUACAUAUAACCAUGGUCACAUAACCACUUUGAACCUCUCACUCACUGGAAAAUCUCAAAUAUACUUUAACUGGACAGAAAAUCAAAUUCUGAUUAUAAAAUAACCAUUAAAAAAAAAAAAGUUUUCAAAAAGGAGCAUCGAUGUUUCUGGUCACCUGAUUAACAGUUGAUUGAAUCUCAUCGUAUGAAACAUCUGAAGACUUCAAUGAUGAAUCAUCGGCUGCAGCUUCCCCUCAAAAAGAAAGUAACAUGCAUCACAAUUAGUUCAAACUGAAAUUUGCAGUUGUGAGUGAAAAUCUCUUUAAAUAUUUAUAACAUUGUCCCUUUCAUAGCAUUAAAAGACAAGAUCUAACAUUUGCUGUCCGGACAUAUUGUUAAAUAUUUUCCUGAAAAGAAAAACACUUAAUACUUAUUGCAGGUAAAGCUGUUCAAGUUGUAGCUCAACUGCUGUUGUCUGAAUAUUAUUAAAAAGCAUUUUACUGUAUCGAUGUUUCCUGUGUGUGUGUCUCUGUCUGUCUGUAAAAAUUAUUAUAUUAAAAAGGUAAAGUUCAAAGUUCAUCAGAAUCAUUUAGUCACAAACUCAGGAAACUUUACGUUGUUUGUUUUUUGAUAAACUUGAAAUACGAAACGUUAUUGAUCUGAUGACAUCGCAGCAGCAGCAUGAAGAGAAACGUGAAAACAAUAAGAAAACUAUGAUUGUACAUAAACUGUAUUUGUAUAUUAUGUAUAUGACAUUUGAAUAUGCAUCAGUAUAUAAAUGAUUAUUAUGUCACCAUAUACUUGAUAUAAGUGUGUGUGUUUGACUAGUUUAACAACUUGUAACACACGCGUCACAACAACUGAUCAAUAAAGUUUUAAAUGACCAGUGAAAAUCC